AUGAACGAAGUUAGUAAACAAACGGAAAAGCCUGAUGGACAUGAAGGAUCUGCUGCUCGAACAAGACCUACAAGCGUUGAGGAGAUUAUGCUAAGGAGGAAGAGGAAAGAGUCCUUGGAAAAUGUGGAGGAGGAAACUGUAGGAGCAGCUGAGUUACUGGGUAACGAUCUUGUUGAAAAGGCUUCUGCCUAUAAUGAGCCUGGAACAGGGUAUGAUAGAUCCAAGAAAGUGAGUCGUGAAGAACGAGUUAAGUACAGUCCAAGAAAGAAAGAAGACGUUAUGUCUAGUUCGACGGAAGAAAGACUAGAUAAACCGAUGAAAGAGGACCAUGUGGGAGCAUCUCAGCUACUCAGUAAUGAUCUUGUUGAGAAAGUUCCGGACUAUCAUGUGCCUGAAAAAGGUUAUGAUAGAUCAGAGAGGUUGAGGCGUGAAGAACGCGAUAAGGACAGUUCAAGUAAGAAAGAAGACGCCAUUAGUUCUAGAGAAGAAAUACUAGAUAAGGACCCUGUUGGAGCACCUCAGUUACUGGGUAACGAUCUUGUUGAGAAGGCUUCUGACUAUCAUGCGUCUGUAAAAGAGCAUGAAAGGUCCGAGAAGGUAAGUCGUGAAGAACGUGUUAAGGACAGCUCAAGAAAGAAAGAAGAUGCCACUUCUAGUUCCAGGGACGAAAGAGUAGAUAAACCGAUGAACGAGCACCAUGUUGGAGCAGCUCAGUUACAACGUAACGAUCUUGUUGAGAAGGUUUCUGACUAUCAUGCGUCUGAAAAAGAGCACGAAAGACCCAAAAAAGUGAGUCGUAAAGAACGUGUUAAGGACAGCCCAUUAAAGAAAGAAGAGGUUACUUCUAGUUCGAGGGAAAAAAGAGUAGAUAAACCAAUGAAAGAGGACCCUGUUGGAGUAGCUCAGUCACAACGUAACGAUGUUGUUGAGAAGGUUUCUGACUAUCAUGCGUCUGAAAAAGAGCAUGAUAGAUCCAAAAAAGCUAGGCGUGAAGAACGCGUUAAGGACAGUUCAAGAAAGAAAGAAGACGUCAUUUCUAGUUCUAGAGAAGAAAAAUCGAUGAAAGAGGAUCGUGUGGGAGCAGCUCAGUUACUGGGUAACGAUCUUGUUGAGAAGGUUUCUAACUAUUAUGAGUCUGAAAAAGGGUAUGAUAGAUCCGAGAAACUGAGGCGUGAAGAGCAUGUUAAGGACAGGUCAAGAAAGAAGGUAGAGGUCAUUUCUAGUGCUAGAGAAGAAAAACUAGAUAAACCAACAAAAGAGGAGGAGCCCUCUGCAAAUAGAAAACGGAAGGCAGAAGGAGAGGGUUCUACAGCUGAAACAAAUUUAGUGGAAGAACAUAGUAAGGAUAGACGAAUAAAGAAAGAAGAAACUAAUUCUAGUUGUAGGGAAGAAAGACUAGAUAAAAAGAUGAAGAAGGAAGACCUUGCUGCAAACAGAAAAAUAAGGGUUGAAGGAGAAUUCCCUCCAACUGAAAUGAAAACAAUGACAGAUAGAGAUGGGCAUGGUGUGGAUACCAAAAUAAAAGCAAAAAGAGAAAUCCCUGCUGCAAAGACAACUGAAAAGCAGAUUCAUCCUCAAGAAACACGCCGUGAACAAGCAAGAAGUGCUCCUGAAAAUUUAGCUGGUAGUAGGAAGCGUCUUAGAAGUCUAGUGGUGGCAGACAUACCUCGAGAUGAAAAUAGUAUGAAACCUGACAGUGGAAACAAGAGAAAGAAUCAGAAUGCAGAUGAUAUGAAGAAUAGGGAGAGAAAUGUGUCAAGGAGGCAUGAUCCAGAAAAAGUGCAUAGUGUUGAAGUUUCAGAGCGAUGGGAGAAAAGGGAACAGCCGAAAUCAGAUCACCGUAACAUGAGAGAGAAAAGGAGGAGAUCAAGAAGUCGAGAUCAUGGACAUGAUAGACAGAAAAGGUCACCCCCCUUACCAAGGGCUGAAAAGGCUACAUCGCGUCAUAAAAGAGACCACGAGGAGCGCUCGGAAAAUACUGUUAAAGAUAGGUCAGCAAAGCAUCAUUUUAAUGAUAAUGAAAACAAAGUGGCAAGCACUAUAAACAACAACAAGUCUAGACGGUAUAGUGCCUCCAAAAGUGAACUUGGUGGAUAUUCACCACGGAAAAGAAGGGAGGAGGCCUCUGCCAAGGCUGCUUCUCCACCUAAUCUUUCUUCUGAGAAAAAAAGUGCUAAAUGGGAUCUUACACCUACUGUAACUGCUGACAUGUCCUCGGGCUCAUUUUUUUCCGGUCUUCAAGCAGCAACGCAGACAUCAUAUCCUGCCAUCAGUGAGGCUUCCAUGACGCUUUUGAAGCCACUAAUGGAGGCAUCUUUUAGAACGCCACUAGCAAGGCAGACCACUUCAGUUGAUUCUGUUCAACUGACCGAAUCCACCAGGCGUAUGAGGAGACUUUACGCAGAGAAUGUGCCGGAUUCAGCCUCUGAGAAGUCUCUGAUUGAAUGCUUCAAUGGCUAUAUGCUAUCUUCAGGCUCCAAUCACAUAAAAGGAAGCGAACCAUGUAUAAGCUGUAUUAUAAACAAGGAAAAAAGCCAAGCACUAGUGGAGUUCCUUACACCACAGGAUGCUUCUGCUGCACUCUCCUUGGAUGGCUGCUCCUUUGCGGGAUCAAACCUCAGAAUUCGACGCCCUAAAGACUAUGUCGAGACAACAGUAAGAAUUAUCUACAUUUUCUUUCUCUAG
Thlaspi arvense is the source of this 2685-nucleotide messenger RNA. Lineage: Eukaryota; Viridiplantae; Streptophyta; Magnoliopsida; Brassicales; Brassicaceae. The record is from the annotation of a GenBank genome assembly.